Molecule: messenger RNA, 3027 nt
Organism: Symbiodinium natans
Lineage: Eukaryota; Dinophyceae; Suessiales; Symbiodiniaceae
Source: the annotation of a GenBank genome assembly
AUGUGGCGCUUUGCUGGUUUCUCUUGGCUGUGUCUGGCAGCCAACGCGCAACAUGUGUUCUGGACCUUCCAGACUGGGACAAGUGGCUAUGUUUGUCAUUAUGCACAGAUCGAUUCCUCUGACAAUCUCGUCCUGGCAGGCUACACCGAAGGCAGCUUGGGAGGCAACACGAACGCGAGAAGCAAUGACAUUGUAGUCAUGAAGCUUGACAGCCAGGGGCUGCUUCACUGGACCUUUCAAACAGGAACUUCAGUCUCAGACUGGGCUGAGUCGGUUGACAUCGAUGAUGGCCAGCUGGGUACCAAUUCCAACGCUGACGGCGACGACGUUUUUGUCAUGAAGCUUGAUAGCACAGGCUCCCAUCUCUGGACCUUUCAGUCAGGAAGCAGUGCAGGGGAGAUUGCUUAUUCAGUUGUCAACAGCGCAUUUGGCGACGUUGUCACCGCAGACAUCACCGAAGGUGGGCUGGAUGGCAACUCAAACGCAGGCAGCUGGGAUCUUUUCGUCACAAAGCUGGAUAGUGCAGGUUCACGUCUUUGGACGUACCAGGCCGGGACUAGUAGUUCUGACAUCGCAGCUGCAGUUGAUAUUGAUGCUUCAGGGAAUAUCGUGGUGGUCGGCCUCACCGCUGGUGGAUUGAGCGGCAACUCGAACGCUGGCAACGAGGACAUCUUUGUUACGAAGCUCCAUAGCUCAAUGUCCCACCAAUGGACCUAUCAGACGGGAACCACUGGGACCGACGUGGCCCUGGCAGUUCGAAUUGAUUCUUCCAGCGACUCAGUCGUGGUAGGGCACACGCAAGGUGCAUUGCACGGGAACUCCAAUACCGGCGGAGACAAGCUGGAUGGCACAGGAUCUAGGAAGUGGACGUACCGGACGGGGACCAGUGAAGCCGACUGGGCCAUCGCGACGGCCCUUGAUGUUUCUGGCAACAUCCUGGUGACUGGCUUCACGUUGGGCGGACUUCAUGGGUAUUCCAAUGCUGGUUCCAGGGAUGUUUUCGUGCUGGAGCUCGACAGCGCGGGGUCCUGGCAGUGGACCUUCCAAACGGGAACCAGCAGUUUUGACGUGCCCAGAGCGAUUCGGCAAGAUUCGUCCCGCAACAUCUUGUUAGCCUGCUUUACAAGAGAUGUUGCGUUUGAUGGUCAUUCCAGCGCUGGCAGCUAUGACAUGUUUGCCAUGAAGCUGAGUGGACCAACAACGACCAGCACUUCUGCGAGUACCACCCUAACCACUGUCACCAGCACGAGGACCAUGACCAUGACUCUCACAACAAGAAGUUCUUCGAGUACAACAAGCACUUCUUCGAGUGCUACCAGCGCAACACGAAGUAGCACUUCUUCGAGUUCCACCACCAACAAGAAGUUCUUCGAGUACAGCAAGCAUUUCUUCGAGUUCUACCACCGUAACAAGAAGUUCUUCAAGUACCACAAGCACAAGAAGUUCUUCAAGUACAACAAGCACUUCUUUGAGUUCCACCACCGCAACAAGAAGUUCUUCGAGUACAACAAGCACAUUUUCGAGUGCGAGAAGUACUUCUUCGAAUACAACAAGUACCUCCUCGAGUGCUACCACGACGUCAUGACGGGUGCCAUCCAGAUGGAGGUGGCCCAGGCUGCGGAGUUCUUGGAGGAUGCAGGCGUGGUCCCUGGCCUUGUGGCCGCGCUCGCCAUGACAAUGGGGGUGCAAGCGGUGGACGUCCAGGUGACCGCCUUCAGGAGCCUUUUUGCCGGCUCCGGCAGGGCGAAUGUUGAAGUGCGCUUCGCAGUUUUCCUACCAGGUGUCAAGAGGCUUCUGGAAGCCAGGGAGGCGAUGCUGGCAGCCACACUCCCGGAGGUCGCUGAUGCGGUGCGGCGGGAAGUCAAUGCUGCACCGCCCAUCUACAGUCUGGUCGUCAUGGAAGUGGAGCCGCCCGUAAUCCCCGGAGCUCAGUACACCACGUCCCCGGCCACGACAGAUGGAACCACCGCUGCUGUUGUGGACGACCCCAGUGCUUCAGGUAUGGACUUCGUGAGCAUCGGCUUGAUUGUGACGAUUGGAGUUGUCAGUUUGCUGGCCAGUGUGGGUGCGGUUGCAGCUGGAGUCAUCCGAAAAUCCAGGGUCAGUGCAGCUGUGGCGCCUGGCGACUUGAACCGCACAGAGCCUCCGACGCCUCUGACGCCUCUGACCGCCAGAGGCAAGCUGCCAGUCAGCCUGCCAGAGUACUGGUCUCCGAAAGAGCUUGGCAAGGGACGCGACGCCAUGGCCUAUGAUCGUGCAUAUUCCAACUUGGCAGUGCACUGUGCCUGGCGGCUCCAGCACGACAGCUGGAACAAGUAUGCCGCUGAGCGAAACGAUGUGCGUCGGCACAUGAACCAGAUUCGAAAAGGAGGAAUCUCUCUGAAGCCUUGGUCCAGCAAACUGGAAGAUGCAACCUUGGCCAUGCCUGGGACGCUCUUCACUGAGGAGGUGGGAGAACGAUACCUGCUACAUGGUACCAGUCCAGAACGUCUCCUGGACAUCCUUCACCAGGGCUUCACCGAGAAGCUUGCCAGUUUAAAAGGUCUCUUCGGUGCCGGCAUCUGCUUUGUGGAAGAUCCCGAGAAGGUGGAUCAGUACACACGGCCAGACCCGGGGCUCGAAACCCCAGGCUUGGAGGAUCUGCACUCUCGCCUCUAUCGCGCAGGUGGCAACAAGCACCCCAACGAGGAUGUGUUCUACUGCUUCAUCGUCCGAGCCUGCUGUGGGGCUUGCUUCCAAACGGAAGGCCUUGACAAUGACAGGCUCCGAGAUGAAGCUACGGCUCAGAAUGUAUUUUUAUCACCGGAUCGAAGGGAACUCUCCAGGGUUCCUGGCACUUCCCCAGCCUUUUCCUACCACACACUCCUUGUGAACUUGGGAACUGGGAAGAGUCGCGCAGCCGUGGCCCGCUUCCGUGAGAUCCAGAGUACUUGUUGGCAUACCGGCGAGUGUGAUUCUGAGGCCUCCAACUUGAGCCUCCAACAUCCGAAGGAUGUGUGGAUGAAGGAUGUCCUUGUGAGCCCUUAG